This is a messenger RNA of Nasonia vitripennis (jewel wasp), 2492 nucleotides long. Its product is annotated as proline-rich protein PRCC. Bases 787 to 2073 code for a protein of 428 amino acids. Gene Ontology annotation, cellular component: nucleus. The record is from RefSeq and is a predicted model, not a curated record. The transcript is spliced from 3 exons. Lineage: Eukaryota; Metazoa; Arthropoda; Insecta; Hymenoptera; Pteromalidae.
AAUUACCCGUCCCCUAUUAUCAACGGACAUCGAUUCGCAAAUGACCGAAUUUUAUGGCGCCAGGCCACACGCUUUUUCGUCUACCCGGCAAGUUGCAUCUUAUUUACCUUAUUUAUCCCCGAGGAGAUUCGAUUGGUAGGAUAAUAAAAGUUAAUGGAAAUCUGGACACAUACCUCUUAUAAAGCAAGCAGAAUAUUACGCAAUUCACACUGGCUAGUGGAUCGCUCUUACAGCACCAAACGCUUUCCUUUGUUUUUUUCUAAUGUUUAUGAAGUACUGCUUCUUGCUCUGGCGUUACAACAAUCCCUCCACGUAUCAACAUUUCUUUGGCAUUUUGGCACAUAAUCUGUCGGAAUUAAUAUAUUGUCAACACGCGAUAACUACACGAACCAUAGAAAACAUUUUUUAUUUUAUCAAUAAAAUUGAAUGAUACUUAUACUUUAUUUGGCUAUAAUUGGUUAUUAAUACUCUUGAUGUACCGAGGCAAUCGGUUAUUAUUUAGAUAAACAUCUAUCUUAGGCCUUAGGGUCUGUCUAUAUGGUGUCGAGUACCGGCACACUGAGGUAUAGGUGGUUGAUGGAUGGGAUAGUCCUGUAAUCCAGAAUUUCAGAACGCAGCGAAACGAGCUCGUCACACCGUGUACUGUGUAGACAGACCCUUAUGCGGGCAGCUGAGCAGCUCUCACACAUAACCUAUACGUAAAACGUAAACACAACAAUAGCAAGAAGACUGCUGUUGUGUAAAUUAUUUUUACAAUAAGCAACUAGUUGUUGUUGAAAGUGUAAGAUGAGUCUCGUAGCUUACGGCAGUAGCGACGAAAGUGAAAAUGAAGAAACCAAUGAACAGCCUCAAGUAGAAGAAAAGACUGAUGAGGAAGCUGUCAAAAUAGUGUCAAAUUCUAAACUACAGUUGCCCUCUCCAAAGUCAAAGAUGGUUAAUAAUGAAUCUGCAACAAAUGGAAAUGAUUCGAUCAAGGAAGUUAAAAAGAUUAAUUUCGGAGAACUGCCAAAACCAAUAUCAGUUAAUGCAGCGAUAGAUGCUCUAGAAACAGACAGGGCACCUGUACCUAGAAAAGUUGAUUAUGGUAAAAUUGAAAAAUUGCCCAAGAAGGAAAAAGGACCCACAAAGAUAUCAAUCCCAUCGUUGUCAGAUUUCAAAGAUUUGGAGGAGGAGGAGACUGAAAAGAAGAGUUAUAGACGGAAACCAUCAGAGAAAGGGUCAGGUCUUAUUAAUCUUCUACCUCCACCAAGCAGUGCAGUAAUUUUAACCAAAACAAAUAAAAUGGUACCUCAUGUUCUCACAAAAUCAGUUGAAAACAAGAAACUCAUUCCUACAAAACCUGUAGAAAAUGUGAAAAGGAUACAGAAACCUGCUACUCAAUCAAAGUCUGCAACCUCAACAAUCAAAUCAUUGUCAAAUUAUUCAGAUUCAGAAGAUGAAGAUGACCAUAAAACUUCAUCUAGCAUUGAUUUCUUUUCUCUAUCCACUCCCAUCAAGAUUCCUGAUGAACUUUUACCUCCUAUGAGUAAAUCCGAUAUGGAUGCUAUCAAUGCGAUAGCUACUAAGAAAAAAAUGUAUAAUAAGGAAGAAAAGCCAAUCACAGAAGAAAAUCAGGAAGAAUCAAGGACAACAUUAGUUAGCAAUAUUAUGAAUCUUCCCAAAGAAGAAAUCUUAUUAAAAAACAAGGCAGAAGUUGGACCAAAAUUGCCAGUUCCUGAACAAGAGUAUAAUGUGGACUCGGAAGGAAAUGUUGCUUUUGAUGAAAAAGCCAUAGAAUACCUGUGUGGAAAAAGAGGAGUCAAACGCAAAAAUGAAUUUAGUAAUGUGGAUAUUGUUGAGAUAAGUGGAGAAGAUAUAAAACCAGAUGAAAGAGAAUGGAUGGUUAAAGCACUUACAGAAGAGAAAAGUAAUAGGCCUGUAUCUGCUGGUGCAGGUCCUAGUGGACAAUCAAAAAAGAAACAUCAGAUUACAUAUUUGGCUCAUCAAGCAAAAGCUAUGGAAUUAGAGCUGAAAAAUCAGUGGGCACAAAACAAAGCAAGCCGGCAACAAACCAGAUCAAAGUAUGGUUUUUAAUUUGUUUAGCGAUAUUAGGGUAUUACAAUAAUAGGUAGGAUUUAUCAAUGAAUUAAUUGUAUGUUAAACAGGACAAAUUUUUGGUUUUUAAAAUCAAGUUAAAUGGUUCUUGAUUUUGAUUAUUUGAUUUUUGUAAAUUCUGUAUCAUGUUAAAUAUUAUUUGAGCUCUUGUACAUAAUUUUCAAUACUAAUAUUAUAUAUUGUAUUAGUAGAAUAUAAAGUGCAUGAUAGAUUAGUGCUACUUAGAGUCAUAAAGGUUUUCUUCAUGAGACAAUAUUUUAAAAGUCAUUAUUAUUAAUAACAGUAAUGAUGAAAUAUACUUUUAUUACAUAUGAAAUUAUUGAACUGAACUCGUUAGGACAAAUACAUUGUAUCAAAGAGAGGAUGUUAAAUAAAUUUUAUCAAUUAUUUUCAAAUAA